CUGCCGGGGCUGAGGUUGGGUUGGGCGGGGAGCGACGGGGUGCGGAGCGCAGCAGCAGAGAGCGGCGGCGGUAGUAGCAGCGGAGAAGGAAGAAGAAGAGAAGAAGGAGAAAGAGAAGGAGCAGGAGCGGCCGCGAGGCGCCGAGCGAGUGGAACGAGCCCCGGGCCUCUCUGAGCCGCGGCCGCCGCGGAGUGCCCUGCCCGCGGUCCCAACAUGGACGAAGAGGGUGGCGGAGGUGGCAGCGUGCCUGAUGACCUCUCCUUGGAAGAAAGAGAAGAACUUUUAAAUAUUCGUCGCAGGAAAAAAGAAUUGAUUGAUGAUAUUGAGAGAUUAAAAUUUGAAAUUGCUGAGGUUAUGACUGAAAUUGAUAAUCUGACUAGUGUAGAAGAAAGCAAAACUACACAAAGAAAUAAGCAAAUAGCCAUGGGAAGGAAGAAAUUCAACAUGGACCCUAAGAAGGGAAUACAGUUUCUGAUAGAAAAUGACCUCCUGCACAACACUGCAGAAGACAUUGCACAGUUCCUUUAUAAAGGAGAAGGAUUAAAUAAAACAGUAAUUGGAGAUUACCUCGGUGAAAGAGAUGAAUUUAAUAUUAAAGUUCUUCAGGCUUUUGUUGAACUCCAUGAGUUCGCUGAUCUCAAUCUUGUACAAGCCUUAAGGCAGUUUCUGUGGAGCUUCAGACUCCCAGGAGAGGCUCAAAAAAUUGACCGUAUGAUGGAAGCUUUUGCUUCACGCUAUUGCCUUUGUAACCCAGGAGUCUUCCAGUCUACAGAUACAUGUUACGUGCUUUCAUUUGCCAUUAUUAUGUUGAAUACCAGCCUGCACAACCACAAUGUGCGAGAUAAACCCACAGUGGAGAGGUUUAUCUCCAUGAAUCGUGGAAUUAAUGAAGGUGGAGACCUUCCAGAGGAAUUGCUGAGGAAUUUAUAUGAAAGUAUUAAGAAUGAGCCAUUUAAAAUUCCAGAGGAUGAUGGAAAUGAUCUAACGCAUACAUUUUUUAAUCCAGAUAGAGAAGGUUGGCUGCUGAAAUUAGGGGGAAGAGUAAAAACAUGGAAACGGAGAUGGUUUAUUCUGACUGAUAAUUGCCUGUAUUACUUUGAAUACACAACAGACAAAGAACCUAGAGGAAUUAUUCCAUUAGAAAAUCUUAGCAUAAGAGAAGUCGAAGACCCUAGAAAGCCAAACUGCUUUGAGCUCUACAACCCCAGUCAUAAAGGUCAGGUAAUCAAAGCGUGUAAAACCGAAGCUGACGGCAGAGUGGUGGAAGGCAACCAUGUCGUGUACAGAAUAUCUGCUCCCACCCCAGAAGAGAAGGAGGAGUGGAUUAAAUCUAUCAAAGCAAGUAUCAGCAGGGAUCCUUUUUAUGAUAUGCUGGCAACAAGGAAAAGAAGAAUUGCAAAUAAGAAAUAGAACAUGAAGAGCAACUUGUAGACCUGCAUCAACCUAUAACUGAACAUACUGUGGAGUGGUAGAAGAAAUUGGACAAACUAAAUGAAGACAACUGUAAAUUUUAUAUAUAUAUAAAUAUAUAUAUAUAUACACAUUUUACUAUGGCAUAAAAACUUGGCAGAACUUUUCAGGGUAAAUAGUUACUGGUAUAUAAUUUGAAGUAAGCUUCAAUUCCCAGAGAAUUGUUAUAUUGGAACUUAAUUCAACUGAACACGUGGAAGCCUUGUUUUCACUUACAUUAGUGAGAACUCCAGUUUACUUGGGUUGGGAGGGAAGGAGUGCAGGGCUAACACUAAAAUGUCCUUACCUGUUACCUGAGCACAUUUCCCAUAAAAGAAGGAGUUAUUAUAAUGACUUUGAGUUCUCACUUAAGUGCAGCACCAACAGUGGAGCACAGCAUGACCUGGCACUGCAUUUUCCUGUAAGCAGAAACCUCACAGUCCCAGUGGCAGUUUUCAGUUGUGUGUGUUUCACAGGAACAGCUGAGUGCAGCUUUCAUUCAGGAUUCCUCUCCUACCUUUAUGGAAAUAGCUUUCCUUAGAAACACAGUGACUGGCAGCUCAGUGGGCACCUUGUGGUUCCAGAGGGUUUGUCAGUGAGCACUGAAAUACAAAUACAGGCAGGGCCCAGCAGCAGAGGUUUGAGGCUGUGGCCAUGCCAUGAAGUACCAGAUGUGGUCUGGUGUUUGCCAGUUGGCUAAAGCUCAUUCCUGUCUGCUCAUACACUCACAACAAACACUAAGGUUUAGUGACUGGUUUAAUCUGCUUUUUCUAUAGUAACUUCCUUCUUAUGUUUGAGAUGCUGUAGUUUGAUUAACACUAAGUUGCUACUAAAGGAUAGAGAUGACAGGGCUUGUGUGACUUCAGGCCUUGCAUGUGAAAACACCCCCAGAUAAUUUCACAUGCAUUCAGUGUUUUGAAAUGGAAAAGCCAGGAAGGUGAACUGUCCCUGUGAGAUGCCACCCUAGAGAGUGAAGCAAGCAGGAUUCAUUCCUUUGCUUGAUAACAAACUUUGGACAGAGAGUUCAUGCAAGUUUAUACAAGUUCAGUAUUUUUAUUGCAUUCUUAAAGGUGAUUUUCAGAUUUGUGCUGCAGCAGUUGGAAUUGAAAAAAAUAGACUUUUUUACUAAAAAAUAAAGUAUUGAUUGCCUGGUGCAGCUAGACUUCCCCAUAGGCAUGUGUCUCUUUUUGAAACCUGUGAAGGUUCUACUGCUGGGUCUUUCAGGAACACAUCAGCUGCUGCAGCAGAUUCUACUCCAGUGCUUUUCUGUUGAUAGCACGUAUGUUGUUCUUAAGGUAAAGCCCCUAAUUCCACAACAGGGCAAAAAGUGGGAGCUUUUGACUCUACUGCUUCUGUUACUACUCAGUUUUCCCCAAAUUUGUUGAACCUGAGCCGUGCCUACUGUGCCAGUGAAUGUGUUGGAGACCCCAAAUGUUCAAGCAGCUUUGCUUGUUGGUUACAGGAGCACCUUUGGCUCUGUUGUAGGGAGAUGUGCUGCACUGGCAAACCCACAGGCUUACCAAGUUGAUCUGUCUGAAAUCUCCUUUGAACUGUAAGGGAGAGUCUGUUUCACUGUUCUGUCUUACUGAUUUGCCUUGUUUUGCAUGGAGUGUCAGCCUUGUGAGUGUUUUGCUUUAUUGCAUGUUUGCAAAAGAGGCUGAGAGGAAAAGAACAAAGUAGAUUUUUAGAUUUUCCCCAGGGUGUGUGGAAUUGCUUGGGUGAAUGUUUUAAUCUUAGUGCUUCCAAAGGAGUAAAACUCAGCCAGAGGAGGCAGAAUCCUUGAGUAAGUGUCAGUGUGGGGAUAUCUCUUCUUAAUGGAACACAUUUAAACUCUUUAUAGAAAUGAAUUAAGUUGUGUGUCCUGUGUUUGCAAAGCAGCACAAUGAUGGAGCUGCUGCCAGCACUUGUUUUGAGUCUUCUGUUCUGCAGUGACAUUUUGUUUUCAAGCACUGCCUACAUCAAGUCUUAGCUUUGGACAAGUAGAUUUGUAAUGCAAAUAGUGACAAGCCAAAUCAGUGGUACUAGAGAGCAUAGAGGUGAAAGGCAGCAAAUACAGUAUUUCUGGAGAAAUGUGAGAUUACAAAAGCAUUAAUAAGCCAUGAAGCACUUUUGUAUCAAUUUUUAUUUUCUGAAAUACCACCUUUGAUGAAAUCUAUUUAUUUAACCAGGUGAGGAUGUCUGCCUAUAAGCAUGAAGGAAAGGCCUUGACAGUUAAUUUGCUGUAUUUAGUUUGAAGUUCUUAUAUCCAGCAGAAAUAAUUAUUUAGAGUAACAUGUAACUGAGGAUAUUAUAGCAGGAAAUAUUUUAUUUCUUAGCAUUGAAAUGCAACAUCUUAAACAGCUACUUGUGGUGCUCAAUGUAUCUAUUUAAUUUACCAAAGCUAAUGGAAUAGCGUUUUUGUGUGUGUUAAUAUUUGAUUUCAAAUGUUCUUUGUAACAGUAUUAACAGGGAGUGAAACUGGCCCAAAAUUUCCACUGGCCACGGGGCCAGUAAAACAAAGUGGCUUGUGAAAAUUUUGGCCAUAUCAGGUACUAUCCACGAGAGUGAAGAAAAAUCUCUCAACCUUUCCCUUUUUUAUUGGGCUUCAAGUCCAGGGGUGGCUACUGAAAGUGGCUGCUUGGUGGCAUAAAGCAGGAUCUGUUACAGUUUGGCCAUGCUGAGGAAAAGUCCUCUGGGGACAACAGAUUCUCCCUUCCUGUGGCACUGAAACGUGAGGAAUUCUUGAGCUCUUUGCUUUUGACCCUGCCCUUUACAACUGCAGGGCAGCGAGAGCCACGGUGCCAGUGCAGCUGGGAGGGAACUGUACACAAAACUUAAGCUCAGCUGGACUGACUUAAAUUUUACAAUAUGCUGACAAAAUAAGCUCUGCAUCACUUAGCAUUUUGAACCAUUUUAAACUGGUACAAAACUGAAUCUUUAUAAAGUGAGCAGCAUUUAUAAUGCUUCAUAUAUUAAAAAAACUGCUUAUUUUUAAGAUUUAUUACAUAUCUAUGUAGAUAUGCUUGCUGGAAAAGCUAGGUCUGUUGUAGACCAGAUACUACAAAUUAAGACUUGUGGCUUACCAGUUUCAUUUCUAUAUUUUCUUGGAAAAUGUUUCUAGCUAGAGUUUAAAUAUAAAAUGUAAAUAAUGUACAGGUAUGUAUUGAUAUGAGUAUUACUUCGUGUAUACAAGUGAUUUGCAUGACAAAUAUUCUGUAUCAAUCAUUGUUAUAACAGUGAUGUUCUUAUGUAAAGCCACUGCAAUAUUAAUGUUUUCAUUUAUCAUCAAGACCUGUUGCUUAAAUCUGUCAAUUUUCUCAAAAAUAAAGUGUGAAACUGUACUGUCUCCUCAUUUACCAGGAAUACAUGGGAGGCAAUAGCUGACUCUUAAAAGGUUAAGGUUUAAUUUUCCAACUGCUCUUCUAAGCAAAAGGCUUCUUUUCCCUACCCUUAGGC
Molecule: messenger RNA, 4884 nt
Organism: Camarhynchus parvulus
Lineage: Eukaryota; Metazoa; Chordata; Aves; Passeriformes; Thraupidae
Gene: CYTH3
Product: cytohesin 3
Exons: 13
Coding region: 214-1410 (398 amino acids)
Biological process (GO): regulation of ARF protein signal transduction
Molecular function (GO): guanyl-nucleotide exchange factor activity
Source: RefSeq, a predicted model, not a curated record